Messenger RNA from Procambarus clarkii (red swamp crayfish), 4152 nucleotides. NCBI's taxonomy places the organism in Eukaryota, Metazoa, Arthropoda, Malacostraca, Decapoda, Cambaridae. The record is from RefSeq and is a predicted model, not a curated record.
GAUCAUUCAGUCAUUCACACCGUUAGUUACCUGCUGGACGCGGCGGGGUGGAGACCUUCGCUGUAGUUGCUCUUCAACUUUCUGACAUAACUAUUUUUGUUUUAUGACUUUCGACGCGUGUAUCGUACUAUCGUGACUAGUGAUUGUAAACAGACUUAUAACACGCAUAUGAAAUGAUUUCCAGGCAUUCUCAUAAGAUAAUAUUGAGAAUUUUGGUUUGAAAGAAGGCUGGAGCGGAACUGUCUUGUCAGACUGCAAGGGAAGAGUGACCAUUGGAAGUUCGGGGUUCCAGUUUAAGUGAAUAGGUUGACCGCUGGUGUCUGAGUGUGAUAGUCUGUCCCUGAAGCAGUGGGCGGGGUGUGGCAGAGGAUGGGCGGCGUGUGGACGGGCGUGACGCUGCUGGUGGUGCUGGCGUGGGCGGGUGUGGGCGUCACAGGUCAUGGCAGACUCAUAGAUCCACCUGGCAGGUCAACAGCCUGGAGGUAUGGUUUCAAUACACCUCAAAACUACAACGACCAUGAAAUAUAUUGUGGUGGGUACGCUACCCAGUGGCAGCGCAAUGGUGGCAAGUGUGGUCCCUGCGGCGACCCGUGGCAUCUGCCCCAGCCCCGGGACAACGAGGGCGGAGGGAAGUACGGGCGCGGGGUGAUAGUGAAGAAGUACAAGCACAGCAGUACGGUCCAGCUGGGCGUCGAGCUCACCGCUAACCACUUCGGCUUCUUCGAGUUCCAUCUCUGCCCUCAUAACAACCCGGCUAGACCAGCAACGGACGAGUGUCUCAACAAAUAUAUCCUCCAGAAGUCAGAUGGUACUGGACCGAGGUACUUCCCAGGACCUGGUGCCAAGAAGUUCUAUGCCAAAUAUCGUCUUCCUCGAGGUGUAACGUGCACUCAGUGUGUACUACAAUGGCGCUAUGUAGCUGGCAACAACUGGGGCAAGUGUGAAAAUGGAACAGGUAUGGUAGGCUGCGGCCCACAGGAAGAAUUCCGCUCCUGUGCUGAUAUUACCAUCACUGAAGAGGACGGUUCCGCUGAUGACACACCCAGCACUGUGCCUGACUACGAUGAUUACAAUGAAGUAGAUGUAGACACUCAAGAAAAGCCUACUCUAGAUGCUGAAGAACAUGUCAACCACGUGGGACACAUCGUGGCACUUACUUUGUCCUUUUUGCUUAUACUCCUCAUACUUGUUGGUCUUGUUGCUUAUUUCUAUUGGGCACGUGAUGCACUUAAAGGUUUUAUGAAACAGAAAGCAGGACAGUGGUCUAAAAACGCUGCUCCAACACCACCCACAAAGCAGAGAAAUUCAGUAAUAACAAUUUCUGGUCCAAUUGGAGCACCACCUGUACCACCACGUCGUAAUCGAUCAACAUCUGGAGGGUCUUCAGUAGAAGCUAACUCAAGAGAAAUUCUGUCUAUUAGCUCUCCAACCAGGGUCACUAUUAAUGGCAUUGCAGUUAAUUCUAAUAAUGGAGGCAACAGUGCUGCACAGGCUCGCUUGCAUGUUCCAGAUGAUUAAUAACCUUACCUUACCUAUUUAAUUUACCUUGACUAGUAUGGUGUAUUUGUGUUUAUGAAACUUCUGCUUCCAGUUUGUAACAUUUAUAGAUGUUAAGGUCCACAUGAGACGACUCUGAACAGAUUACAGAUUUAACUUCAACAAAACAUAUGCAGUAGGCAAGAGUACAGAAUUUGAUAUGCUGUGCUGACAGCUCAACUUUUGAAAGUUUCUGAUGGUAUUGACUGGGGAAAGUAACUUUAUGGUGAUUGGUUAAAAGUUACAAAUGAAUAUCUUCUACCCCCCCGGAUGCUUGGCCUGGGGCAAAGCCUGGAGCCAUGCCUGGGGGGCUAGUUAACUGGCUGAUACAUGAAUGUUGAAAACUUUAGCCUCCUAGUUAUCUUGUACUGGCUGGUAGCCUCCUGGUUAUCUUGUACUGGCUGGUAGCCUCCUGGCUAUCUUAUACUGGCUGGUAGAAUCCUUAUCUUAUACUGGCUGAAACAAUUGGGUGACCUAAGCUAAUGAAAGGAAAGACAACCCAGAGGCUACCAAACUCGUGGAGAUACAGCUGUCAUCUUCGAGAUUUUCAAAACUUAAUGUCAGGGAAUACAGUAUAACAAAUUUCAGUGGAUACAGCAUUUCUGUUUUUAAAUAUUUUCUGUGUUCCUCUUUCAGCAUUCUUUUUAAUAUCUCCAUACAACGUACUAAAUGGGUGAAGAUAUUAUGCAACUUUCUUGUUUAUAACAUUGGCAAAAUGUAAUAAACAUGCUCCCUUUAAGCAACAGUGCUAAGAAAUCAUAUUGUAUUCCCCAAAAAUAUGAACGAAUGUGGUACUGGAACAUUCAAGUGUAUGUACUUGCCUAAUUGUGCAGGGAGAGGGUUGAGCCUUUACCUUUACAGUCCUGCUCACUUUUACUUUCAAUAAACUGGUGUACAAGUUCCUGACCAUUAGACUCUUAUGAUACCUUGUAUUUGAACUAUGUAUGGCAUCCUCCAUCACUUCACUUCUAUGUGCUCUCCAUUUGGUCACAAAUGACAGAAAAGCGAUUUCUAGUGCAUCUGUAGCUCAUUUUGGUACUCUGUUUCUGGCCGUGUUUCCUUGUUCAUGUACCACCCAUCCCAGGAUAAUGUCCUUGUCUGCUCCAAUUCCUAUAAGAGUGGAAUUGUGGUCUCUCGUGUCCUCCCUAGCUCUUGUCUUAUAUUAACAUUAGUUUUUAUUUAAUUAGCCUUUCCUGAAACUUAUAACUUAUAGUUCUGACUAGUCUGGAGGCAUACCUCUAGACUUUUUUUCCAACUUCCUUAGUGUUUUACUUAGUAAGGACUCCAUGCUUAUACUGCAUAUUUCAGGUUUAGCCCGACAUAUCUGGCAUACAAGGUCCUCAAUGAUUCCUUAGACUUCUGAAGGCAGUUCCUAUUGGUACACCUUGCAUACCCAAUUCUUGUGCCCACAUCAUUGCAUGCCUCUGUACCUUUUAUAUUUUAUUUAUAUACUACUUAAUAUGAGGACAUAUUAAGUAGUACCCUGUAUAUAAAGUCAGGUUCUGUGGCAUCUUUUCACAUGAUUUGUUAGACCGAGUGUGCUUGGUCUGACUUGCCCUGCAUUAAAUUACAUGGCAUUUAUCCACACAAUUUAAUUUGCCAUGUGUUGCUGCAUGUGCUCAUUUUGUUUACAUAAUUUGAGUCAUCUAGAACCCUUAUUUUUCUUAGUAGCUUAACAUCAUCUGUAAACAUGUUCAUAUAACUCGGUAUGCCUUUAGGUAGAUCAUCUAUACAGACUGUGAUCUUCUGUAUACAGUACAUGUUUGGGACUGAUGCUAAACUACUGGAAAGACUACAAUACUUAGAUGAAUGACAUGACCAGAGAUAAAAAUAAGUGCAUGGAGCAAAACAUACAUAUAUACUGUACACACAUGCACAAUAAUAUAUAUAUAUACCGUAUCUGUUGUACCUAUUAGCCAAAACUGCACUAUGUCUAGAACGUUAUGGGGUCCUUUUUUAUCUAGCUAGUGAUUUUUGUUAAUGGAGACCAUAAAUUUCUAAAUUAGGCCUAGUUUUAGCAAUGUUAGACAGUGCUAGUAUUGAGAAAACUUGGCAUAUUAAGGUUGUCAGGUUUCUAAAUUAUUUUUUACUUUUUUUUAACAAAAUCAUCAUGUGUGUUCAAUGAAAAACUAUCAUUCCAUAAGUAUUUUUUUUAAUUUAACAUUUAAAGAAAAAUUGAUUUCUUGGACACUGGCUAUUAGGUAUGACACAUUUGCAAAAUAGUGCCUCAUAUAAAACCAAAGUAAAUAGAGUACUUAGCAGAAUUCAUUGUUUUAAACGUGAUCAAUGUAUACAUUUGGAGUACAGUAUUCCACUUGCUUUAGUAACACAUUGAUAGAAAAACUGUCAACGGGGUCUUCGAUGAACCUUCAACACUACUCACUGUUGAGGUAAAAACUGUAGUGUGUAAAGUAAAUUUUUUUAAUACUGCAACAAGUAAAAUUAACUGUCACUACAAAAUGUAUUGCACGAAUUGAUCAACUGAAAAACUGUAAUUUGUAAAUGGAUAUAGAUUGCGUGUUACAAAGGUUAGCUGUAUACAUAUACUAAUAGAUAGUGCGUUAUUAUAAUUGUGUAUACAAAUUUUCUGUGAUUUAAUACAUAAAUUACCCUUUA